Molecule: messenger RNA, 681 nt
Organism: Botrytis sinoallii
Lineage: Eukaryota; Fungi; Ascomycota; Leotiomycetes; Helotiales; Sclerotiniaceae
Exons: 2
Coding region: 1-681 (226 amino acids)
Source: RefSeq, a predicted model, not a curated record
AUGGACCCAGUAUCAAUCAUCACUCUUACCGGCUCGGUCUUUAAUACCAGAAAAGUCAUUACGAGUCUCAUCACAAGUCUCGUCACACUCAAGUCGAAAUAUAAAAACGCCAGCCUUAUAGCCAGUCUUCUGAUUGGACAAUUGACAACUAUCAAAACUGCGUUAAAUGAGGUAUUACUUUGGAACGAAAGUGAAAUCAAAGAACUCAACAAUUACUUGAACAGUCAGGUCAAUGCUCUUCAUUUACUGCUCACGGCGGUACAAAGGCAUGUCUCCGCCAUUUCUAAUACCAAGCAAAGCCUUGCAAUAAAGAUAUGUUAUCUGAACUGUGUUAAGAAACAAAACAGCCGCACUUCAUUCAACCGCAAUCAGCUUCUACAAAAGCCUGAAAGCCAGAAAGUCUUCAAAAGGGUCGAGGAUGACCGCUCGUCGGUGUCAGCGUUCAGAUCUAGGAGUGGUACUUCCGCAGAGACGAGUGGCUCACAAAUUGCUUUCGACUUUGAUAAGGAAAUUGCUACCACGGAUGUGUAUCGAAAUGUUACAGCAUCCCCAGAGAUGACGGGCAACGGUUCUGAAAACACAUCUGUGCCCCGCGCAAGAAAGAAAACGGGCACUAAGAUGAGUUUUAAACCAACAUUCGAAGCAGAGACGAGCAAAACCGUCAUCGAAGCGUACAAUUGA